Molecule: messenger RNA, 978 nt
Organism: Thelazia callipaeda (thelaziosis nematode)
Lineage: Eukaryota; Metazoa; Nematoda; Chromadorea; Rhabditida; Thelaziidae
Source: the annotation of a GenBank genome assembly
AUGGAUCACGGACAACUGCAGGGUGCUAUGUUUCUGUUGCAGCGUUAUUACUUGCUAUUCUCGAAUGAAAUCAAAAUGAUAUCGAAAGUUGACGAAGAUGGUUUUAUUGUGGUCAGUAGAAGUCGAAGGAGACGUAUGAAACUAUCCUCUAGAUCUGGUUCGAAAAUUAUUGGUAAUUGCAACGCGUACAAGGCUUUCAGUAAUGUACAUGAUUGCACAGCAGAUGAAGAUGAAAUAUCUGCGCGCGACAUUGAGCAGAUUAUCACAAAUGCCUGUAACAAGAAGGAAAUGAUAGAUUAUAGCCACAUAAUUAUCAAUUUGUUAUGCGAAUGUCUCUCCGGGUGCAAACUUUCAAGCAUUUGGGCAAUCGGAGUUGGUUCCUUCUGUCGUUCCUGGUAUUGCGGUAGAGAUCAGCUGGCUUUACUACUCCAUUUGAAAGAAUACUUUCAAUGUAAAGUAUACUUUCAGGAACCAUGCUUAACUAAAGAGGAAAAAGAUUGGCUUUGUAAUCAUAAUAUUUGUUUAUCUACAACCACUGAUUUAUUAACUUGUCGGCUACAUGAUGACAUUGAUGAAGAUGUUGUGUUAUUCUACGCUCCUCACUGUGGACAUGCUGUGUACAAUAGUGUAAUUUAUGCACACAGGAAGAAGCUAAAUAGGAUCCUAAUUAUUGGUAAUAAUUUUCAUAUGAUGAACUUCGAUACUGACUGUAGAACAGAGCAUGAGGGGUCAAAUAAAGUUGAAAAUACUGUAAAUGUAUAUCAGUGGCAUAAUGCUAUGAAGUUGGAUUCCAGUGAGUUAAGAGCUCUCUUUCUUUACAGCAAAUCAUGUAACUCCCUACAAUUUCCUAUUCUAAGUUCUAAUUUUUCUGCUUUCAAUCAUACAGCUUUGCAUUUUCAACCUGAAAAUUCUCCAUUGCUUCAAAUUCCAGAAGAAAUUCCAAGGUAUUUAUUGUAUGGCUAUGGGAUUGUGAUUUGA